CGCCGGGGCUGAGCCAUAAAAGUGCCGGGAGCCGCCGGGGCCGUGGUUCCAGUUGUCCGCAGUCGUCCCCGGCGCGCCUCGGGGUGGGCAGCCCGGCUGGCCCCUUCUUGCCGCCCGGAUACCCCAGGGACCGCGCCGGGUCCCCUCCAAGAUGCUGUUUUGGCACACGCAGCCGGAGCACUACAACCAACACUCGACCGGCAGCUACCUGCGAGAUGUCCUCGCGCUGCCGAUCUUCAAGCAGGAAGAGCCGCAGCUGUCGCCUGAGAAUGAUGCCAAACUGCCACCCUUUCAGUACGUCCUCUGCACAGCCACGUCACCUGCUGUGAAACUGCAUGAGGAAACCCUGACCUACCUCAACCAAGGUCAGUCUUAUGAAAUCCGUCUACUUGAGAAUAGGAAAUUGGGAGAGUUUCAAGAUUUAAACACAAAAUAUGUAAAGAGCAUAAUUCGUGUAGUUUUCCAUGAUCGACGCCUGCAGUACACAGAGCAUCAGCAGCUUGAGGGCUGGAGGUGGAGUCGACCUGGGGACCGCAUCCUUGAUAUAGAUAUUCCACUGUCGGUUGGUAUCUUGGAUCCCAGGGCCAGCCCAACCCAGUUGAAUACUGUUGAAUUUCUGUGGGAUCCAUCAAAGAGAGCCUCAGCAUUCAUUCAGGUACAUUGCAUCAGCACAGAAUUUACUCCACGGAAACAUGGAGGAGAGAAAGGGGUGCCCUUCAGAGUGCAAAUUGACACCUUUAAGCAGAAUGAAAAUGGUGAAUACACGGAACACUUGCAUUCUGCAAGCUGCCAGAUCAAAGUGUUCAAGCCUAAAGGAGCAGACAGAAAACAGAAGACUGACAGGGAAAAAAUGGAGAAGAAGACCACCCAAGAGAAGGAAAAGUAUCAGCCUUCCUAUGAGACAACUAUUCUCACAGAGUGUUCUCCCUGGCCAGAUGUGCCUUAUCAAAUGAGCAAUGCUCCAUCUCCAAGCUACAACAGUUCUCCAAACAGCUUCAACCUUGGAGAUGGCAACAGUUCUCCAACCCACCAAGUGGAGCUCCUGCCUCCCAGCAAUGAUCAUCUCCUUCCUUCUGCUUCUAUUCAAGAUGCCCAGCAGUGGCUUCAUCGUAAUAGGUUCUCUCCAUUCUGUAGACUCUUCUCAAGUUUUUCGGGUGCUGACUUACUGAAGAUGUCCAAAGAAGAUUUUGUUCAAAUCUGUGGGCCUGCUGAUGGAAUUCGGCUCUUUAAUGCGAUCAAAGGAAGAAAUGUAAGGCCCAAGAUGACAAUUUAUGUCUGUCAAGAACCAGAGCAAAACAGGUCCCAUCUCCACCAAAAACGAGAAAAUGGAGAUGGCAGUCUUUGUGUAUAUCAUGCCAUCUUCUUGGAAGAAUUGACCACGCUGGAAUUAAUUGAGAAGAUUGCCAACUUGUACAGCAUUUCCCCACAGCAGAUAAAUCGAAUCUAUCGGCAGGGACCCACAGGGAUCCAUGUAUUGGUGAGCAAUGAGAUGGUGCAAAACUUCCAAGAUGAAUCUUGUUUUGUUAUCAGCACAUUAAAAGCUGAAAGCAAUGAUGGCUACCACAUCAUUUUAAAAUGACCAUGCUGCACAGAGAGACUUUAACAGCCUAAAAUGUAAUGCCUCACUGAGAUUGCUACAACCUAGACUGGAAACACCAAGAACCUUCUGGAUAAAAAGCUCCUAUGAACUACAAAUUACCAAGAAGCUUAAGAAAAAACUUGCCUUUACAAAAAUACAUUUUUGGUGGGGUGUGUGUGGUGGUGUGUUGUUUGUUUUUGUUUGUUUUUGUUUUUAAGCUGGAGCUGAGAGCAUCCUCAAAGCUUGUACGUGUUUCUUCCUCCCUCCCUUCUUCUUCAGUCUUAAAAAUUGUCGAGGUUUCUGAUUACUACUUAGAAACAUCUACCUUGUACUAAAGGAAAAUGAAAGAUAAACGAAAAACAAUUCUCUAGACCCCUCAUGGUUGGGUGAAUUGGUUUAUUUACUGUUCUGAGUGCUCUCUUGCUUUCAGCACACACCGUGUUACUGGUGGACAGAGGUUCCCUAGGGGUCUUCUUUUACUCUUUAAGGUGGAAGGCUUGGGGCUAAAUCUAGAAACAGUUUGGGCAAGGCAGAGGAUGGAUUUGGUGCCCAGUCCUCACCCGGAGUGUCCACUCUGGAAACCUGCACUUUAGCUUCUUCCCACCUGUAUAUGUGCUCAAAGGCCAGGGACCCCGAUCCGUCCUGACAGAGCUUCUAUAAUACCAAUCCAAAGGAACAAUUUUGUGGGGUUCGAAGGAGGACAGACAACCUGAGGCAAGCAGUUCAGUACCAUGUUAUAUCUUCAGCUUUAGAGUAGUCUUCUUGAAUACAGAGUAUAUGAAGGUUUUCUGAGGAAGUGUUUUGACCAUUGGGAGUUACAGAGCUCAUGCCAAAUUCAUUCUGUGUAUUUAUUCUACUCUGCAAAGCAUUGAUUAACUGCUAUCUUGACUGCAGCUGGGAAUUAGGUUAUGAUGUUAAUAAUGUUUCCUCCUGUUACUCACUGAAUUAAGUAAAGCUGAGUUUUAAUUGAGUCCAGGUAAUGGAUCAUCUUAGUUGUGGCUUCUUAGGUUCUUGCUGUUUCACUUUUGAUGCCUGUUUCAAAUUCCUGCAACUAUGGUCAACUCCCCCCACCCUUGGUCUUUUGGGAUGCCAUCCAGGCUCCACGAAGCUGAAAAAGUGGCUCCCACUGAUGUCAAAGGCAAACUGGAUCACACCCUUCUUGCAUGGAUGGAGUCAUUUCACUGUUGGAAGCUAAUUAAUUAGGCUGCUUCCCAAACUAAACGUCCAUAUAGCAUCAAUUUCUGAUACUCAAACAUUUAAUUUCAUCCUGAAUUGAGACAGAAAGCUGAAAUACCAAAAAUUUUCUUGGAAUGGGAAGUUUUAAAAAAAUGAGAAUUUGUCAGCUGGAAAAUGCUGAAUAAAAUGUUCUAGCCUUUUGAAAUGGAAACAUUUAAUUAAAUCCAUUUGGCCCUUAAAGGAGCAUCAGUUUGAGCUACCGUUGCGGACCUCAGAAAUUACCAUUCGAGCGCCUUGUGCCCCCUGUCUCCCUGCGGCCCAUCUCUUUGACUGGAUUACAGAUCCCAUGAUGAUCUUAAUGCGGGUUAGUUAAAGGGGGAAUGCGUCACGGAGGCUGGAGCGGUGCCCAGGAGCCCAGCCUUCUGGGAAAGAGGGGGGACAUACAGCCCAUGAAUUACAGCUCCCAGCUGACACUGGAGGAAUUCAGACAGACACAGAGUAAUAUUUCUCUGACAAAAAUUAUGCGUUUCAAGUUUUCCCAACAGAAAUAAACAGCAAAAUAUUGAGAAAAGCAGCCUUUUUUUCAUUAAAAGCAUCGAGUUUUGCGCAAAAAAACCCACCCAUUCCCACUGCCUUUUUUUUUUUUUUCACCAAAAAUAAUACUAGAAUAGAAAAAUCGUGUUACAAUAGGAAAACCUUCAGCCAACUCAGCUAAUUGAGUAACAUUGCCUACUUAGGCAUGAUCUUGCUCAACUGGCUGUCCUAUAUGCUUCAUGGAUUGUAGUGUUUAUCCAAAAAGGAUGCCCAGGCUUCUGGACAUGGUGAUUCCUCCCAAGAAGUGAGGAGGUUGGUUGAGGACUAAGUUGUGUAGGUGAGGAGGUUGUAAGUGGUCUCCUGACAGAGGGAGGAGAUCAGACAGUAAGGCCGGGGGAGCUUUGGGGGAAGAAAUGUCAUUGUGGAGGAUUCAAAACACCAUCUUUUUGAGAGGAUGGUAAAGCCAUGCCAAGCUUGACCCUCCCUUGGUGCCUGUGUCACCUCCCUGGUUCUGGAGCUUGCUCUGUACAUGGAGAGGGGCAGCUGUGGAGCCCCUGGCCCUGGUUCACCAGGGAGUCCAGGUUGUGGCCACACAGUUACAGCUGCCUUCCAAAAUGGGGAAUAAAUUCUAACUAUGUUUGUGAGUAGGUGGGACCAAUGUGCCCCUGCAUAUCAGGAGCUUUUGGUUGAUUUUGUGGACAGUAUUUUAGAAGGUGUAUGUUGGCUGUGCUUUUUCAUCCCAUUAUGUGAUACUGGCCUGAUAUACGGCAUGGCUGUUGUUGGCAUGCAACUCAUAGAGCAGCUGACCUGAUGAGAAGGGUGUAGAAAAGACCUUGGAGUUGCCAAGGGAGUAUCCUGGACCAUAUCUCCUUAUGUGUGAUAGCUCUGUAAUUCAGGGGGCACAGCAAUACUGAAACACAGCAACAUGAAGAAAGACAUAGCUUUGCUCCCAGAGUUAGAGACUGAGAACUGUUUGCCUUUUUUUUUUCUUUUAAAUAUAACAUGUUCUUGAUUAUUUAAAAAACAAAUCUUGCCCAUAAGGAAUUAUAUGCAAAACUCCUUACAAUGUUUCAGUAGCUCUUGCUUGAUUAAUUUGAACAAAAAUAACUGUUAGAGCCUUGUUAUAUUUAGAUUUUUUUUUUUAAUAAAAUCAUUUUAUUCUGAUGUGAAGGCAAAUUUGGCAAUAUAUCUUUUUUUGCUUUUCCAUGCUGUAAGAAGGUACACCAGAGUAAACAAUCCCAUAGAUUAUAGGUAUUGUCCUACUAGGUGGGCUCUACCAUUUUACCUAUGUUAGCCUGUUUGUAAAGCUGUAUAACUUUAAUGUCUGUGUGAGGUCUAUGCUUACCUGACAGAGUAGUUCUAGUCUCGAUAGGCUAAAGGCAAGGGAAAUGAGUGGCUUCCCCUCAUCUAAGUAUCCAAAAAGGUUUUGCAUUUACUUUGCUCUUAAGUGCCUGUUAUAUUUAUUCUUGCCUUUUUGUUGUUGUUGCUUCUAUUUCUGUUUUAAAAAGUAACAAAUGAAACCUUCUGCUCAAAGUGAUUUAAAUGACACUUUUUUUCCAGCUCUGUAUGUGAAAUUUGUACAGCGGACUUUUGUAAGCUCUGGAUUCUAGGAUUAAAAUGAAUGGUGUAGUAUCCCAAACUGUCCAGCUCUUAGGUUGUAUGUAAGAUGACAGCCAUGAUGACUAGAAGGGGGCUUGCUGGGAUGAAAAGGCAGAACCAUUACAUGAUUAAAACCAAUAUGACACCAGUCAGUGCUGUUAAGUUCUUGUCAGAACCGUACCGGCUAUUUGAAAUUACUUCAUGAUUUGCAGCUUUUACUCUGGCAAUGGAAUAAAUUGAUACAGAUUGGUGUGCACAAAUCUGGUGAUAGUCUUAGAACUCAUAGAAGUGUCCAUGAUACACAACUGCAGUGCAGGGAAGGGGCAAAUAAUCUGGUGAUAGAAAUUCGUGCCGUCUGCCUGAGGUGGCAGAACUGAUGUUAUUAAAAGCUCCUUUUCUUUCAGCUGGCCCUGCUUGGUUAAUUAGCUAAAAUAUAAAUAAUAAUUAAAUCUGGAAAAUAUUGGAGUUCUUGUUAUCUUGCUGUGAAAUUUAACAGGCAGGAGUUUCAAGACUUGGAAGUGGUAAAAGGAUUCUUCCAGUUGAGAAGUCCCAGAUGGCACUCUCCUUAUAAUGUAACAUAUACAUAUUUAUGCAUAUAUAUACACACAUACAUACUGUACUGUAUCAACACAUAUAUGUGCUGAGUACUUGUGUUCUUUGGCUGUAACUGGUACUCUGCUUCGUUUAAUUGCAGUUCAGUGUAAAAGACUCUGGUUGAUGAAGCUUUGAAACCCAGCCAUUCCUUGGGUAGAAAGGUAAAAGUCCAUAAUAGUGACUCUAGGUGAUUUGGACGUGGCAUGCUUGGAGUGAUGUAAAUUUUAUGAGUUUCUGCAAUAUAAAUCCCAGACCUUGGUGAAGAGAAGCAUAUUCUUGCACUAACACUGCAGUUCUAUAUUGCAGCUUCUGAAAAUUAGUUAAGAAUAAAAGAUAAAUAAAUUGGCCAAUGCUUUGUACACUAGUAAGAGCUACUCCCUAAGCAGAACAACCAUACUAUGACUUUUCUAGCUCGAUGUUGUAUUGCUUAAGCAUUGGCUAUAAUGCUAACAAUCAUCUGGUGGAUGACUGGGACAGGUUUUUUUUGUUUGGUUGGUUUUGGCUGUUCUCAAAGAAAUACUUGUAUUCAGACUGUAUCUUCUCUUUCUCCUCCAGUUAUGAAAUGCUUUAACUUCAUGCUACUAAGAGAAAUAUUUUCUUAAGACUGUAAUCUAUUUGACAGCACAGGGUACUCAAAGCAGGGAGUGUUUGUUUGGCCUUCAUCAUCACUACUGUGGGUGAACAUGAGAAGGCAGAUGGGAGAUUAUCUUAGCAGUCUUGCCUCUGUUUAACAAAAAAAAGUGGUUUAUGCUGGUGCCUAAUUUUUUGUGCAUUUCUGAUUUGUACCUUUUUGGGUUUUUUUUGGUAUUCCCUCAAAAUUCUUCUCGCUGUGGGAGGACGCAUUGGUGAGCAGCUGGUGUGUCCAACUAUUUUAAGUAGCCUGCUGUUGUCCCAGUUUGCUUGGGGUGAGCGUUUAUCUUUCCAAGGGCUCAGGGAGUUACCUCUCUUUGCUGACAAUGCAGCCGUUCGAGGCAGGGAUGCUGACUGCAAAGUCAGUGCGAUGGGUGAGGGCGAGUGGAGGUGGGUCGAUGGGAGGCUGAGGCGUACCAGUUGUGAGUAAAUACUGCCACACUCUUUGUCUUUUUGUUUGUUCCUGUUUUUUUUUUUUUAUUUUUUUUUUCUGUUUUGUUUUUUGGAUUUUUUUUGUACAUGAAUAUUAAGAAAGCAUAUUUUGCACUGGCUCUUGUACUGUUGUGCAGAAGAAAUCUGUAUCUAGAAUCUGUGCUCCAGUCGAAAUGCAAAUAAACCUGUUUGUAAGAAGCACAA
Messenger RNA from Columba livia (rock pigeon), 6748 nucleotides. RefSeq names its product transcription factor CP2 like 1 (gene TFCP2L1). Gene Ontology annotation, biological process: regulation of transcription by RNA polymerase II. NCBI's taxonomy places the organism in Eukaryota, Metazoa, Chordata, Aves, Columbiformes, Columbidae. The record is from RefSeq and is a predicted model, not a curated record. The transcript is spliced from 15 exons. Bases 152 to 1579 code for a protein of 475 amino acids. Gene Ontology annotation, cellular component: nucleus. Gene Ontology annotation, molecular function: RNA polymerase II cis-regulatory region sequence-specific DNA binding; DNA-binding transcription activator activity, RNA polymerase II-specific.